Messenger RNA from Daucus carota subsp. sativus, 1570 nucleotides. RefSeq names its product metal tolerance protein 4. Gene Ontology annotation, cellular component: membrane. Lineage: Eukaryota; Viridiplantae; Streptophyta; Magnoliopsida; Apiales; Apiaceae. Gene Ontology annotation, biological process: monoatomic cation transport; transmembrane transport. The record is from RefSeq and is a predicted model, not a curated record. Gene Ontology annotation, molecular function: manganese ion transmembrane transporter activity. The transcript has 7 exons. Bases 70 to 1305 code for a protein of 411 amino acids.
UCGUGGGGCUUAUAAAUUAUGAGAGUUGAAUAUAUUACUGUUUAGAGGGAAAUUUACGCACACAUACAAAUGGAUAGGGAGACUUCCUCCGGUGACAUAAAGUCGGCUUUGUUGCCGGCGGCCAACGGCGGAGGGCGGAGGCUGAGCAGUGGGAGAGGGAGACUGAGUCGACGUAACUCGGUGAACUCGUUGAAGAAUGAGUUCGUAUCUAGACUUCCAGAUAAAGUACGGUCCGGCGUUGAUCUCGAGUCUUCUUCUCUCUUUGACCUCUCCGCUACUUCUUCCUUAACUCAAGGUGAAAAGGAUUACUACGAAAGGCAAUUCGCAACAUUAAAAUCAUUUGAGAAAGUUGAUUUGGUGGUGGAGUCUGACAAUAUUGAAGAGGAAGAUCUAGCAGAACAACAUCAACAAGAAAGAGCAAUGAGGAUUUCUAAUUAUGCAAACAUUUUGUUGCUGGCACUUAAGAUAUAUGCAACAAUAAAGAGUGGAUCCAUAGCAAUUGCAGCUUCAACCCUAGAUUCUUUACUAGAUCUAAUGGCUGGUGGUAUACUUUGGUUCACACAUCUGUCAAUGAAAAACAUAAACAUAUAUAGAUAUCCUAUUGGGAAAUUGAGGGUGCAGCCGGUAGGAAUUAUUAUCUUUGCUGCAAUCAUGGCGACACUUGGCUUUCAGGUUCUGAUCCAAGCCAUACAAGAACUGAUAAAGGACGAUCCUCCUCAGAGGAUGAACUCUGAUCAAUUACUAUGGUUGUAUACAAUAAUGUUAACCGCGACCGUUGUAAAACUUGCCCUGUGGCUUUACUGCAAAAGCUCAGGAAAUGACAUAGUACGUGCCUACGCCAAGGAUCACUACUUCGAUGUGAUAACAAAUGUAGUAGGAUUAGUUGCAGCUGUUCUUGGUGACAAAUUUUACUGGUGGAUCGACCCAGUUGGUGCUAUUAUCCUCGCUAUAUACACAAUCACAAACUGGUCAGGAACUGUUUUGGAAAAUGCAGCGUCAUUAGUGGGACAAUCAGCGCCUCCAGAGGUUUUGCAGAAACUAACGUAUCUGGUCAUAAGACACCCACAAGUCAAGCGUAUUGACACAGUUCGUGCAUACACUUUUGGAGUUCUAUAUUUUGUAGAGGUUGAUAUUGAGCUUCCAGAAGAUCUGCCACUGAAAGAAGCUCAUUAUAUAGGAGAGAGCCUACAAAUAAAAAUUGAGAAACUAGCUGAAGUUGAACGUGCCUUUGUUCACCUUGAUUUUGAAUGUGAACACAAACCAGAGCACUCUGUUCUCAGUAGGCUGCCCAACAGUGAGCCGUAACAUGAUUACAGCAUGAUCCACAGCUUGAGAAAAGAGUAUCAUCACUCAGUAAUAUUGUUCUUCCUCUUUUAAUGCAUCAAAAAUGAAAAAGAUCAUAGUGAGAGCCUGAUUUGAAGUCAUCAUGAUGAUCAACAUCUGUAUGGAGAUGUGAACUUGGGUACUGGGCAGUAAUUGUAUAGGGUUAAGUAUCAAAUCGGUCACUGAAGUGAAGACCAUAUAUCACUUCUUUUAUUGAUCUUUUAGAAGUAUCAUUUUGAUCACUAAA